Molecule: messenger RNA, 855 nt
Organism: Pimephales promelas (fathead minnow)
Lineage: Eukaryota; Metazoa; Chordata; Actinopteri; Cypriniformes; Leuciscidae
Gene: ptgdsa
Product: prostaglandin D2 synthase a
Molecular function (GO): small molecule binding
Source: RefSeq, a predicted model, not a curated record
GGGCGGAGCUAAUGUGGUUGGCACACUGAAUAGUCCACAAUCCCUGGCUGUGUUCCUCUCUACAACGUAACCAUGAAGAUCUCCUUGGUGACCAUUUUUUUGCUGAUGCUUCUGAUGGGCAUCAUCAAUGCCAGAGUCCAGCCGCAGAAAAACUUUGACCUUCAGAGGUUUGCAGGGAAGUGGUAUCGGGUGGGUCUGGCCUAUGAUUCUCCAGGCUUCGUGCCGUACAGGAACAGACUCACUAUCUCUAUGGGCGUAGUGGAGCCGAAGGAGAAUGGGGACGUCAACAUGACCAUGUGGAGUCUAACGUCUUCUGGUUGUCAGCGUAAGGUCUACAUUUAUGAGAAGACGUCUGUGCCCGGCGUGUUCAACUACUACAGCACUCGUCAUAGAAGGGUGAAGGACGUUACUGUGGUGGAGACGAACUAUACUGAAUAUGCCCUGGUCCUCAAACACAAGAAGAUGAACAAGGAGUUCACACAAGUGUCUCUUUACGGUCGUACUAAGAGGUUGAGGGCAGAUGUGAUGGAGAAGUUCAGAGCGUACGCCACAGCUCGAGGAUUCUCCAAAGAGUCCAUCCUGACUCCACCAAUCUCCAGCAAAACAGACUGUUCUUGAGGAAAUUAGUUCCUAAUACCAUUUAGAGCUGGACUGGAGGCCACACAACACAUCCUUAGGCUACCUUAAUGUGCCAAAAUGAUGUCCGUUUGUGACAGUUUGAAUGGAAGUCAUUUGUUUGCUGUGUUAUAAAGCACACAAAACAUUCAACCUGGACAGAAGAGUGGAAAUACAGAAAUAUGUCACUUCUCUGAUAAUCUUGGCUGGCAAAAAAAAUAAAACACUUGUUUUUGUUCA